CUUACCUAUAAAGUUCCCGGCGCAUCCUGCAACCACUUGCUCCCUUUCCCACCUCAUUCACGUUGCUUCGGUAGGCGCCCACCUUCCGUUCCACUCUUUCUCAGGUCAAUGGCUAACUCGACCAAGCUUCUCCAUAGAUCCAAGCCAUGGCUCCAUACUAGACUCUUCCGCUUCUCGCACUGGGAUGCUCAGAUUAGGCACCCAUGGCGGGACUCGGGCAGCCCGGUCUUGCGCGACUCACCUCUCCUCCACCGCCCCCUCGUGCCCUCCCGGCCGGCCCUUGUAAUCAUCGCGACGUGACUGGCUCCUGUGGAUGCCGCCAGUUUUGGGAUAAAUGCAGUGCUGAGAUACACCAGCACAGUAAAGAACGCAAGUCGGGCAGUGAACGAUCGACCUAUUGCGUCUGCGGUCACCAUGCUUGUUUUCACGAGUACUCGAAUGCGCAGAGCCAGCCACCUGCACCAUCGCAAGUGCAAGCGCGUCCUCCUGACAGAUGUGAUGGGCGAUGUCGUUUGUAUGGGAUGGGGUGCGAUCAUCACAAGUCUCCUCAUCCCAGGCGCCAUCAGGUCCUUGCGACAGGAACCCAGUCGCCUGCACGCUUCCUCACUCCAACUAACAACAAUGGCGAGCAACGGCUCACAAGCAACGCAGCAUCUCAAGCCAACACGUUCGGUCUAGAUGAGCAAGCACGGGGCGAGUCGACGCUGUCCAGUACUACUGGGCUUCCUCGCAUACCCUCCAUGUGCCUCUUAUCUAAUGAUCGGUAUUCUGCGACUAACACAAUCAUUAGGAAUGAAACAGAUCAGUCACGCGGAUCCCUUGCGGGUCUCGGUCUGUCUAUGCUGAACGUAGAUGCGACACAAAAUCCCAAUAAUGGCCCACCCUCUGUCGUAUCAACUGUGCCUACUGAAGUCGAUCCCUACGCACCUCAAUUUCAAGGAGCCCAUGGGGCACUGCAAGCCAUCCUCGAACAGGAUCCACUCCUUCACCUCAACGUUGAGGGCGACACCAUUCCCGAUACGUAUAAUCCCGACGACUUCAUUCAGAGUGCUACAAAUAUUGCUACACCCAGCGUCACACACACGCCCGACCUCGGUAUCGCAGACAACGCUGUUGAAGAAGGGAGGAAGUUCAUAGAGGGCCUUGUACAAUUGACGUCCAGUGUGGAGCAGCGUGAUGUCGCUGGUGUACAACCAACCAAGGGAGCUUCAGGUCUCACCCAAAACUUGUUGCUGCCGAGCUCUCUUCAUGCCACAGAAGACCAGCUUCGAACCACCCUAGAAUCUGCAUCUCCUCAAGCCAUUCCGAAACUCCUCUCAUAUCUCAAACCGCUUCACAAUCUUUUGACGUCCAUGCCACAUGUUGCUAAAAGUAUGAGAGAGCAUGACGAUCGUAUUGCGAUGCUCGAACAGAACAAUUCAUUCAACUAUGUGCAGCCAGACGACCUUAAUCAACAAUUUGAUACAUUCGAUGGGCGAUUGCUUCACCUCGAGAACCGCAUGGACGAUCACGAGGCGUUACAUACAGCCAUUGAUGCCGACCAGAGCAGCAACUCGCGUGGACGCAUCUCAGCUGUGAACGAAUCAUUCACCUCAGCCCACUCCAUUCAAUCUUCUACCUCUUCCGCUCUCAUCAUUGCAGCUAUGGAUCGGAAGGAGAUAGCUACCGAGCUCGGAGGCGUCAAAGAGCGACUUGACCAGCUUGAAGCUACUGCCCCGCCUACAUCUCUCAAUCCGUGGGAAGUGGAGAUUGUCUUACUGCCAUGGGGUCGUGACUUGCGCGGCAUAUGGUUUUCGCCUGAAGAACCGAUGCACGACACUUCAAAGACUACCACCCAAGAGUCUGAGGAGUGGACUCAAGCCCGCAGUUUGACACUUGGUCAUUCCCGGACCUCUUUGGUGCCGUUCCGGGACACUGAUUCAAGUCCACACCCAGGUGUCAAAGGCGCGUCCAGAAGCUCGCACCCUUUCAGCGACACAGAGAGCGGAUGGAGUAGUCAAGAGAUUGGAGAAUGGGUAUCAGGUUCACCAGAUGAAUUGCUAUCGCCCAAGGCUUGUGGCAGCAACAAUCUGGUCUACAAACGAUUGAAGAGCAGAGGCUUCGUCGUUGGUGUGAAACUCACAAGCGCCAAUGCCAAUGAUAUUCAAAAGACGAUUUCCCAUGCCUUCAAAAACCUUUUGGGCCGCUUCAAAUACAAUGACGAUGACGAAAACCCAAUGAUCAGUUCUUACCCUGGUCUCCGUGCAUCGUUCAUACCGCUCAAGAAAAUAAUCAAGGACUCGAGGUUACGCUUCCUAACUCCCAGCGAAAUGGCCAGUUCUGCAUUGUGGACCGCUCAGUUCCUCGCUUCUGGUGUGCUAAUGCGCGUCUCAGGCGGUAAGAAGCGACUCUAUGUCACACAGCGCGAGUCCUACAUUCAACCAAUGGAUCAAACGGGUGACAUAUGGACAUGGCACGAGAUGCGACUUCUGCCUCGAUGGCAGCCCGAUGCUGAUUCGCCGAUGCAGGAUAAAGAAGAAAAUGGCCAAGCCCAGGUUCCUGAGGCAGAUGCACGGGAGCCAUGCUGGUCCUUCGUUGAUGCCCUUGAUGCUCCUCCCGCUAGUGUCAACUCAUCUUUCGCGAGCAUGCACUCUGUUCAGUUAUCCAUGCGGCCCGCUGAGCGCGACUGGCGACGAUCCAUGACGCCGAGCUCAAUUCUCAAGAAUAGACAGCCUCCACAGCCAAUCUCACCUCAGAGCGAGUUCCACUCGCGACCGCCAAUUCACUACCGUACUCUUUCGGCUUCGACCGCGGACCCUGCCGUAUUGUCAUCGUCGAAGCGUCGCCUGAACAGCUCACCCGUGAAGCACACAUCUGCACCGCAAUCUCAGACUCGUGCGCCCAGCCAGGCUAUCUCCAGGCUGAAGCGUCGGCGAGUCGGGAACUCGUCUUCGCCUCAGCCGCAGUCGGACACGCGGGAAGCGCAACCCACCAUUUGGGCAAACACUCCUCGCCGUUCUCGCGAGCCGCCUUCACCUUUCUAUUCGUCCGAACCCCAUAUUCGUCUACCGCGGACUAGCUCUGAUUUCAGCAGACCAAGCCAAAGGUCCGCUGCUCCAGGUAGCAGGCUAACGCCGUCUGCUUAUGCGACCCCUCACUCUGGCGCAUUCAUCAACGCUUUAGAAUUUGGUGGAGCUGGAAAGGGAGACACGGAAGCCGACGAUGACAUCUACCAGGUCGAUGACGACGAUGGUGAACAGAGUUGGCGCGGGGUCACGACUGGGGAAGACGACAGUGACUCCGCAGGCGACACAGAGGCAGGCGCCGAAUUUCAAAUGAACUCACUCUCUGAUGUCGAGGGUGAAAGCAUAUUCGACAGUGACGGGCAAGACGACAACGACAGCGUGAAUGACGAUGCCGAUGAGGGUGUGUUCGGAGCACAGAACCCCCACCAGCUCGAGCGAGGAGCUGCAGAGGAACAAGAUGACGACGAAGAUGAUGACGAAGACGAGGACGCCGAUGAUGUCUACGACACACUUUUGGGUGUACUGCGAAGUUGA
Messenger RNA from Periconia digitata, 3539 nucleotides. Lineage: Eukaryota; Fungi; Ascomycota; Dothideomycetes; Pleosporales; Periconiaceae. The record is from the annotation of a GenBank genome assembly.